UGUGUUUUGACGUUGCCAUUUGGGAACGACAUUUGAAAACUGUCGCGACACAAUAGUUGUGUACUAUUUCUAAAACAGCUGUUUUUUCUUUUUUUUUUAAAUAUUUUUAACGCAAAAUAAAAUAGUAAAAUAGUGAAUAUCAGAGAUGGAUUCGGAUAUUGAUACAUUGGAGCCAAGUUUAAAGAAUAUCAUCGAUCAAACAUCUUUAAAAUGGGUAUUUGUCGGCGGUAAAGGUGGCGUAGGGAAGACAACUUGCAGUUGUAGUUUGGCUGUCCAAUUGGCCAAAGUACGAGAAUCUGUUUUGAUUAUGUCAACCGAUCCAGCGCAUAAUAUUUCAGAUGCAUUUGAUCAAAAAUUUUCAAAAGUUCCAAGAAAGGUCAAUGGUUUUGAUAAUUUGUACGCAAUGGAAAUUGAUCCGAAUGUCGGUUUAAAUGAACUGCCUCCCGAGUAUUUCGAAGGCGAAGCAGAUGUUCUUAAAGUCGGAAAAGGUGUUUUGAGUGAAUUGAUGAGUGCUAUUCCAGGCAUUGAUGAGGCUAUGAGCUAUGCUGAAGUUAUGAAAUUGAUUAAAUCCAUGAAUUUCUCGAUCGUUGUCUUCGAUACGGCACCAACUGGGCACACAUUGCGUCUGUUGUCAUUUCCACAAGUGGUGGAAAAAGGCUUAGGUCGUCUAUUGCGAUUGAAACAACAAAUUGCACCGUUGCUAUCACAAGUUGGUAGUUUGUUUGGUUCUCAAGACUUUAAUGCAGAAUCAUUGAGCCAGAAAUUGGACGAAAUGUUGGCCACCAUACGACAAGUGAACGAACAAUUCCGUAAUCCGCAGCAAACAACAUUCGUUUGUGUGUGCAUAGCCGAAUUUUUGUCACUAUAUGAAACGGAACGUUUGGUACAAGAGUUAACCCAUUGUGGCAUCGAUACGCACAACAUCAUUGUCAAUCAAUUGCUUAUUAAAUCGGAAAAAGAGGAACCGUGCCAUAUGUGCAAGGCCCGAUACAAAGUUCAAUCAAAGUAUUUAGACGAAAUUGCCGAUUUAUAUGAGGACUUCCAUGUUAUUAAAUUGCCAUUGCAGGAGAAGGAAGUGCGUGGCGUCGAUGCAGUCAAAGCAUUUUCCGAAAAUUUAAUCGUUCCAUAUGUUCCAAAAUAAAUUUUCGUCUAAAUGUUUAAAUAUCAGCGUAUAUCUUUUUUUCUUUGUCGCUAAUCUUUACGCUUUGGUCUUUUUUUACACACAUAAGAAAAUAUCGAUGUCAACAUUUUGAUUUGGAAAUAAAUUGAGAAAAAAUCGAAAUAAAUUAUAAAUGGUGGAAACGGAU
This is a messenger RNA of Contarinia nasturtii (swede midge), 1307 nucleotides long. RefSeq names its product ATPase ASNA1 homolog. NCBI's taxonomy places the organism in Eukaryota, Metazoa, Arthropoda, Insecta, Diptera, Cecidomyiidae. The record is from RefSeq and is a predicted model, not a curated record. Gene Ontology annotation, molecular function: ATP hydrolysis activity; ATP binding. Gene Ontology annotation, biological process: post-translational protein targeting to endoplasmic reticulum membrane. The coding region runs from base 146 to 1141 and encodes 331 amino acids. The transcript is spliced from 7 exons. Gene Ontology annotation, cellular component: GET complex.